AUGCGUCUCGCCGGACUGCUCGCCCUAGCAGCUCUGCUGAGCUUGACGCUGCUGAGCAGCUCGAGCAAAGCCAUGCCGACGGAUUACAUGUCCAACUCGCUAGCGCUGUACGAUACGAGCGCGCAUCUGGACAAGCGACUAGCGCCGGCCAUCGUUCAAGGGAUUGCUCGAUUCGCGCGCUUGCUUGAAAAAGUCAUCGGCAAUCUUGUGGAGAAGGCGAAGCAGGACAAGGCGAUGCGUAUCAGGUUUACACAGGAUACGGUCAACGACAUGUCCAAAGAGUACCCGGAUACGAACAUCCUGAUCGUUCAUCCCAAGCACGAUUUCCACCCAGGAGGCACAAAAGGCGUGGAUUGGUUUCACGAGCACAAAGAGGUGGACAUUCAAGUGGGCGGCACGAUAGGUUACGAAGUGUACGGAUUUCAAGAUGGUUGGAUCAAGCGGUACGGCGAUGGAGGUUACAUCAACUGGGCCUGGAACGGUGUGCUGGCCAAGGAUCCGGAAGAGGAUAAGAGCAAAAUCACUUUUUCCAGGAGAAAGAAUUAG
Molecule: messenger RNA, 546 nt
Organism: Ceraceosorus guamensis
Lineage: Eukaryota; Fungi; Basidiomycota; Exobasidiomycetes; Ceraceosorales; Ceraceosoraceae
Exons: 2
Coding region: 1-546 (181 amino acids)
Source: RefSeq, a predicted model, not a curated record